AUGGGGUCGCAUCUCAAAUAUCUUGCACGGCCGCAAUUUGCGUGCCUUCAGCCAACAUGUAUGGACCAUCCAAAGAAUUCUGCCGCUAAACUGAUGCAUCUUCCAGCACUAGGUCUGCGAACAUCUGUACCCUUCCUUCCGCUGUCACGAUGCUUCUCUACGACUUCGCCGGCUCUCGACUGGCUUACUCCCAAGAUGGCGGAAACCUCAAAGUCGCCCAAGGGUCGUCCACAUGUCCCGACCGGAGGAUCAUCACGAGGCACAACAGUAGUGUGGGGAGAUUAUGGACUACGGAUGAAAGACCACGACCGCCGGUUGCCGGCUGCUUCCCUCAAGAUUGCAGAAGAAACCAUCAAGAGACGUUUGCGAGGAAUGAAUUACACUCUGUACAAGCGCGUGAGUGCCAACAUUGGUGUCUACACCAAGGGUAAUGAGCAGCGUAUGGGUAAAGGAAAGGGUAAAUUCGACUACUGGACUGCGAAGGUUGCUGUCAGCAGGAUUGUCUUCGAGCUCAAGGGCGAUAUUCACGAGAAAGUUGCAAGGGAAGCGUUCCGUCUUGCAGGUCACAAGCUACCCGGUCUCUGGGAAUUUGUGAAUAAAGGUGAUCCACCAGUUGUUGGCCUUACGAAGCUCGGCAAUGGUGUCACAUUGGAGAGCUUGAAGCGAGCUCGAAGAAACCCACCUCUAGGAACGGACAAAUUGUCUAAACCCCCGAAGUCCACGUCCUCAAGCCCAUCGGCAUCGCAAUAG
Molecule: messenger RNA, 750 nt
Organism: Aspergillus nidulans FGSC A4
Lineage: Eukaryota; Fungi; Ascomycota; Eurotiomycetes; Eurotiales; Aspergillaceae
Product: mitochondrial 54S ribosomal protein YmL47
Exons: 2
Coding region: 1-750 (249 amino acids)
Biological process (GO): mitochondrial translation; translation
Cellular component (GO): ribosome; mitochondrial large ribosomal subunit
Molecular function (GO): rRNA binding; structural constituent of ribosome
Source: RefSeq, a predicted model, not a curated record